Saccostrea cuccullata (small rock oyster) is the source of this 1566-nucleotide messenger RNA. RefSeq lists its product as uncharacterized. Lineage: Eukaryota; Metazoa; Mollusca; Bivalvia; Ostreida; Ostreidae. The transcript is spliced from 4 exons. The coding region runs from base 1 to 1566 and encodes 521 amino acids. The record is from RefSeq and is a predicted model, not a curated record.
AUGUUUAUAAUGGGGAAGCUUUCGUGUAUUGGGGACGGCAGUACUACUCAGAGUGGAAAUGAAAGAAAGAGGAGAAAAUAUGCAUAUAACUUCAGAAACAAGGAAAUUUGCAAGGGGUCCUUUUUGCUAGUUUACGGCGUCGGAUCUAUAUACAUAAAGAACAUAGUUUCCCACUUGAAUCAAAAUGGAUUUGUUCCACGGAUUCACAAGAACAAAAACAGACGGCCAAGUAAUGCAUUCAGCUUUGAAGAACUAAAGAAUGCCGUAGACUUUAUCCAGAACUACGCAGAAGAGUUUGGUCUUCCUCAACCCAAUGUAAAGAACCAAGGGAAUCCAUGUAUUUUUUUACCAUCAUCUGGUGACAAGUUUACACUGCAUUUCUCGUACGUAACUUCAUGUACAGAAACGAACAAACGACAUGUUGGUCUUACGACAUUCAAACUUCUUUGGAAGGACUGCUUACCACAUAUCAAGUACAUGACUCCUCGUUCAGAUAUUUGUCCAAAAUGUGAGGAGCACAGAGCAAAUAUCUCUUCAGCAGCUGGAUUACAGGAGAAACAGGAUCAUCUGCAAGAAUUUACAGAACAUUUGUCAAUGGUGGAAAAAGAGCAUCAGGUCUACAAUAAUGCUGUUACAAAGGCUAGGGAAGAAAUGGAGUCAUAUGAGAGGCCAACUGGACUCAUCCCCCCUUGUUCGACCAACCCUAGUCAUGUCCACUACACCUUCGACUUUUCCCAGGCUCUCUCCAUCCCCCACCAUGCGCGACAAGAAGGUCCUUUAUACUUCCUUACGCCUCGCAAAGUGCAAUUAUUUGGCGUUGCCGUAGAAGGCCAGUACCGGCAAAUGAAUUACCUCAUAGAUGAGAAUCAAGGGAUCGGGGAAAACGGAGCAGGAAUUAAAGGUGCCAACGGUGUUAUUUCAAUGCUCCACCACUGCCUCACAAACUACGGCUCAGGAGAAAAGGCUUGUGUGAUACACUGCGACAAUUGUGCAGGUGAGAACAAGAAUAGAUACGUGCUGGGAUAUCUGAUGUGGCGAACGCUUCUCGGCCUGCACAACGAAAUAAGGCUCUCCAUGCAGGUGCCAUACCAUGGACGAUGCCUCGUUGACGCUGGAUUUGCCAACAUUAAAAGGCUGUACCACAGGACAGAUGUGGACAGUUUUUCCAGUCUUGUUGAUGUUGUUAGAAAGAGUGCCAAAUCAAACGCUCCCGUGACUUACAUUAACAGCGAUGGAGAACGUAGCUGGGAGUGGUAUGACUGGAAAACCUUUACAAGCAGGUUCUUCACAUCAGUCAAAGGCAUCAGGAAAAUGCAUCACUUCAGAUUUUCCUCAUUAGCUCCGGGAAAACUGUUCGUCAAAUGUGAUGCUGAUGGUACUGAAAGGGAAAUCAGUCUUCUAAAGCCCAUAGUUCGCCCCGAAGAUCUAACAACAGGGACGGUGAUGCCAGAUAUUUUCCCUCCUGGCGGUAUGACCCCAGAGAGACAGGGGUACUUAUUUCGGAUGGUCCGCCCCUUCGUUCGGGAACCUCACAAGGACUCCACCUGUCCUAGUCUUGAGGAGUAA